GCGGGCGCGCGUCACGUGACCAGUCAUCUGACCUGCUCUCGCCAGCGGCGCUCGGUGGGCUCCGUCCGCUGUCGAUCAGUCGGCCUCUCCCAGCAGCCGAUGCCCUGGUGGGAGGCAGUGCGGGAUGGAGUGGCUGAUGGCUGGUGUGGAGAGGGACCUGGGCAUUGAGCGGAGGCAGCUGGUGCCGGCUGAGGGCAGUCAGCUGGUGGCCCUGGUGCCGGUGAGGUGGGUGGGCGCCCUGAAGCAGAGCUGGGCUGGCCCCUGCCCCAGGCCGGAGGGGGUGAGUGAGACCGAACUCUGCACCCUCUUGCAGCGUUCGGUCACCAAGCUGCCUAACGGCUGGACCAGGGUCUCCAUCCAGGGCCUGAGGAAGAGCCGGCUGGCCCGCUGGCUGCCCCAGGAGCCCCGCACCCCGGGCCCGGAUCUCGACUCCUACUGCAGUUUCAUGAGCCACGUGGCUGAACAGAACUACCGGAACCUGUGGCAGGAGGCUCACGAGCGGUACGCCAGGCCGGAGGGAGCCCCGGCUGGGCCCGGAUCCGAGACAGCAGUCUCCUCCUGUGUGCAGGCCCUGAAGGCCUCCCUCAGCAAGGUGAUGGCGUGCAACUUCGUCUGGGUGGGGCCCGGAGGCAGCCCCCAGCGGGAGGAAAGCCCACCCCCACCCUCAGGGACCCCCCACCCCAACCUGUUGCCCGCCGAGGCACUGCUGGAGUCGCCCGAGGCCUUGUACCUGGUGCAGCCCCUCCCCUGCUACACCCUGCGGGAUGCCCUCAACUUCAGCCCUGCCAAGCUGGCCAGCAGCCAUGCCAAGGUGCUGUUUGUGUUGUACCAGGCCCUGCAGGCCAUGCAGGCCUGUCACCGGGAGGGCCUGGCCUGCGGAGGCCUUUCCCUGGCCCACCUGACGCUGGACGACCGGCUCUUCACCCAGCUGCGCAUCAGCCUGGCCGACUACGAGGAGGCAGAGGGAGGAGGCCAGGGGGAGAGGGAGGGGGUUGAUGAGGAGAGGCUGGGCCGGGAGCCCCAGGAGCUGUGGGAACUGGUGACCGCCUGGGUCCACGGUCGGAUCAGCAACUUCACCUACCUGAUGGGGCUGAACCGGCUGGCGGGCCGCAGGUCUGGUGACCCCAACUACCACCCAGUGCUGCCCUGGGUGGUGGACUUCACCGCCCCCCAUGGCAAGUUCCGCGACCUCCGCAAGUCCAAGUUCCGCCUCAACAAGGGGGACAAGCAGCUGGACUUCACCUACCAGAUGACCAGGGAGGCAUUUGCGGGUGGCGGCCAGAGCGGUGAGAGGCUGCACGUGCCCCACCACAUCCCCGACGUGCUGUCGGACAUCACCUACUAUGUGUACACGGCCCGCCGCACCCCACGCGCCCUGCUCUGCCGCCACGUGCGCUCCCAGUGGGAGCCCCACGAGUACCCGGCCAGCGUGGAGCGCAUGCAGGCGUGGACACCGGACGAGUGCAUCCCCGAAUUCUACACCGACCCCACCAUCUUCCAGUCCAUCCACCCCGACAUGCCUGACCUGGAGGUGCCCGCCUGGUGCGGCUCCUACCGGGAAUUCAUCGCUGUUCACCGCCAGCUCCUCGAGUCCCCCGAGGUCUCACUCAACCUGCACCACUGGGUGGACCUCACCUUCGGCUACCAGCUGUCGGGCAAGGAGGCAGUGCGGGCCAAGAAUGUGUGCCUGCCGCUGGUCGACGCACACACCCACCUCACCAGCUACGGGGUGGUGCAGCUCUUCGACCAGCCGCACCCCCAGCGCCUGGUGGGGCCCAGCUGGGCGCCGGCGGAGCCGCCAGCCAUCGCCCGCAGACCGCAGCAGGUGCCCGGGCCAUUGGGGGAGCAGGCCCGGGUCUCCGGGCCAGUGCCCGAGGAGGAGGAGGGGAGGGAGCCGGUGGGCCCGGAGCCGGCGGGAGACCUGGAGGAGGGGACCGAGGCGCUGGAUUCCCUCUCGGCCUCAGAGGAGCCUCCCUCAGCUGCCGGCCCACUUCUGGGCCGGGCGAGCCAGGCCUGGGGCCCGGGCGACAGGGAGGAGGGUCUGGUGCUGCUGCCCGAGGGCUUCAACCCACUGCAGCCGCUGGAGGAGCUGGAGAGGCUGGGCAGCUUCCUGACCCGCGGCCUGCAGGGUCCCCCUCCCCCACCCCCGCCUCGGAACCGCCCCCACCCCCCCCACCUCUCCUGCCUGCUCCAGCGUGACAUGCAGGCCUUCGGCGCCUUUGUGGCCGAGAUCUUCUUCGCCCAGCAGCUGCGGCCUCUGGGCCCGGAGGCCUCUCUGGCUGACCGGCUGCAGGCUGUUGGCAGGCUGGCCCGUUCCCGGCUGCGGGAGGUGGCGGGGCCCCUGCAGCAGGCCGUGCUCACCCUGCUGCCGCCGGAGGAGGGUGCCGGGCCCGGCGGCUACCGCUACCUGCCCGUGCUGGAGGGGCUGCCCCCGCCCAGCCCCAGCCUGCUGCUCAGCCCCUGCUGCCCCACCAUCCCCUUCCCGGCCUACUUCCCCGGCCUGCACCGCCUGGCCUGCAGCUUCCGAGCCCCCGGGGAGGGCGCGGCGCUGGGCCGCGAGUUCGUCUUCUCGCUCUGGCAGCAGCUGGAGCGGCUGCUGGAGCUAGUGGAGCCCGAGGGCCUGGACAUACUGCUGCCCUUCGUCCUGGAGCUGCUGUCCGCCGAGGCCACUGCCGUCUACUCUGCCUGGUACCUGUUCGAGCCCAUGGCACGGGCUCUGGGCCCCCGUGGUGCCCAGCGCUGCCUGCUCGCCCCCCUGGCCGGCGUCUACGAGAGGCCCGGUUACCUGGCCGGCCGCUUCUACCUCUACACAGACUGCUUCGUGCUGCAGCUGGUGGUGAGGCUGGGCCUCCGCGCCUUCCUGGCCAGCCUCCUGCCCCACCUCCUGCAGGUGCUGACUGGGCACGAGGGCACCGCUGAGGGCGCGGGACUUGGGGGGGGGCUGGAGGACGAGACAGGGCCUGCCUACGGCGGCGGGGAGAGCAAGGCCGCCGCCGACUACCUGAGCAGCGGGCCCGAGCUGGUCGAGAGCGAGGAGCUGCCGGCGGGCAUCUUCCUGGGUGAGGCGGAGGCUGGGGGAGACGGCAGCGGCAGCAGUGAGGCCUCAGCGGACGAGCCGGGCCUGGACUCCGAGCCCAAGGAGGGGCCGGCCCUCCCUUCGCCUGCCGGGCAAGACCUGAGGCUGACUGAGGGCCCCCUGCAGCCCGAGGAAGAGGAGGAGGAGGAGCCGGAGGAGGAGGAGGGAGCGACCCCAGCGGAGGAUGCAGCCGCCCUCUGCCCCGGCCUGGCCGCCCAGGAGUGCGAGGUGCUGAGGGAGAGUGUGGAGGAGGAGGACGAGGAGCUGAGUGAGGGCAAGGAGCAGAAGAUAUUACUGGACACGGCCUGUAAGACGGUGAAGUGGUUGUCGGCCAAGCUGGGCCCCACUCUCAGCUCCCGGCACAUCGUCCGGAACCUUCUGCGCCUCCUUGUCACCUGCUACUUUGGUCCGGAGAAGCAGCAGUUUGUGGUGAAUGGAGAGGAGGACCUGCCGUGUGUGGGCAGUGUGUACAAGCACCGGCCAGUGCUGGGAGACGUGGCGGCGCGCCCAGUGCUGGACUGCCUGAUACACGUGGCCCAGCUCUACGGAGAGCCUGUCCUCACCUACCAGUGCCUCCCCUACGUCGCCUACCUGGUUGCCCCUGGCAACAACCGGCGGCUGAACAGUCGGAAAGAGGCUGGCCUGUUGGCAGCGGUGGUACUGAUGCAGAAGAUCAUUGUCUACCUGUCGGACACGACCUUGAUGGACAUCCUACCCAAAGUCAACCAGGACCUGCUCUUACCUGUGCUGGAUGUGCUCACCACCCCCCUCGCCAGCUUUCCGGGUGGGGCACAGGCUCGCUCUGUGCUGGGCGUGAAGACCCUCAGCCUCAUCGCCCUGGUGUGCCUGAGGAUCGGCCAGGAGAUGGUGACGCAGCACAUGAGCGAGACAUUGCGCCGCUUCUUCGAGGGAUUCUCCAUCAUCCCAGACCUGAGGGAGAAGAUGGGGCUGAGUGAAGGGUCCCCUGGUUGGUCAGGAGUGCCCGUGGCGGAUGUCGGUGGUGCCUGGGAUCUUGCUGCCCUCGAUGAGCUGGAGGAGGUGUUCAGCCUGGAGAUGGCCUUCUCUGCCUACAUCCCAUUCAACUGUCUGAUCGGAGACGCGACCAUCAAGCGAGUGUUGUGGAACCACGAGCUGGUGUGGCGGAUGGCUGCCUGCUACCAGGAGGAGGUCAGUGCUCGGGCUGCUGCGAAUCCAGCCACCCCCUCGCCGGACAGCAGUGACCUGUGUCCGGGGGACGGUGUGGGGGCCGAGGAUGGACUGAGCGGCACCUUCGGCAGCGCCAUGGUGGGGAACCGGAUCGAGAUCGGGCCGGGUGCGCCGCGGACAGUCUCCGGCUCGGCACAGGUGCGGCCCAGCUCCCUGCCCCUGGACACCCAGGAGCCUGGCUCCCUGAAGCAGGAGCUGGGGCGCAGCGGGCGCUGGCUGGACGGGAACUGGCUGGCGCACUGGCGGUACGAGGUGGGGCGCGGGCAGCUGGACCAGCACUUUCACUUCCACCAGAUCCGGCUGCAGACCUUCAGCGGGCACUCGGGGACCGUGCGCGCACUCUGCCCCCUGGAUGGAGAGGACUUCUUCCUCAGCGCGGGCCGCGACAAGACGGUGCGCCUCUGGCCUCUCUACAACCGGGGCGACGGCACCAGCACAGUGGGGCCCCGGCUCACCUACACCCAGCACCGUCGCGCUGUCUUCUCCGCGCAACAGCUGGAGGCUCUGCAGCAGGUGGCCAGCUGUGACGGCACUGUGCACAUCUGGGACCAGUUCACAGGAAAACCGAUCCGGAUAUUUGAUGGCUUCGACUCCCGGAACCCGAUCACGGCUGUUGCUGCCACACCUGCCCCUCACUGCAGCCUACUGGUUGGUACGUCCGAUGCUGUGCUGCACUUCAUCGACCCCCGCAAACCCGGCCUGCAGCACGAGUUCCGGCUGGGAAUGAGCACCAGUGCGGGGUUAAUCCGCUGCAUGGCCGUCAGCCCCAGCGGGCGCUCAGUGGCGGUGGGCUUCUCCUCAGGCUUCAUAUACCUGCUGGAUACCCGCACUGGCCUCAUCCUGAAGGUGUGGCCUGCCCAUGAGAGUGACAUCCUGCAACUGAAGUCAGCGGAGGGGAACGUGCUGGUCAGCUCCUCGACUGACCACUCGCUCACCGUCUGGAAGGAGUCCGAGCCGAAGCCUUUGCAGCUCUACAAGUCGCUCUCUGACCCCGUGCAUGCUUUCGAUCUCCACGGCAAUGAAAUUGUGGCAGGCACAGUGGCCAAUCGGAUUGGGAUCUACUCGCUGGACGGCUCAGUCCCCGUGGCCACCAGCAAGCUGAGCUGGGAGAACUUCCGUGGCGUGCUGACCAGCCUGGCAGUGCUCCCUGCCAAACGGCUGCUGCUGCUGGGAUCGGACAAUGGCAUGAUCCGGCUGCUGGCCUAGUCAGGUUUGGGUCACCCAUGGGUCGGGGGUGGGCUCCCCUCAGAGCAACAAUGAGGGAGCUUGGGGACCCCCUGCCCCCCAUCAAGCCCUGGGCUGGGGGAGAAAGCCCACCCUGCCCGCACACACUGACCCCGGUACAGCCACCACCUCUAGUCUCCCGCACAGUUCCGCAUAGGACGAUGGGAUGUGUGGUCACUAACGCACCCCCGGCCAGCUCCAUCCCACGCCGCAGGCCUUGGACCGGGAUGGGUCUGCGGUUAAUCCAGGGAUGGAGCAGGACCCAGCACUGGCCUAUGUCCGGCCGUGCCGGACGAGUUAUGGCUUGGGCUGUGGGAUCAGUUUCUGGGACCAGCCUUGUGACCAUCACUGCUCCAUCCAGGAGCCGCUCAACGCCACUGCCCCCAAGGUGACAGACCCCCACGCAUGGUGAAUGGGGCAGUGUUUGGGAGGGAGGGUCCAGCAGGGUUCCUUUCACAGAGACCACAUGCCAAGGGAAGGGGGGUGUCACUGGGUGGGCAGUCAGCCCCGAGGGGGUGAAGCAGGGGGCUGUGGGGGUUAGAAGUGUUUCUGACUGGGGGUAACCAUGACAACACCAUUUACUGCCUUAUUCCAUGUGGAGCGAGUUGGUGUGAGAGAGAUUCCAGGAAAGGUCAGGCCAGUCUCAAGGUCGGGGGGUGGGGGGAGGAUAGAGGGAGAGAAGGAGCUGUGUGUCUGCCCCAUGUACCUGGGUACUGCCCACCCCUGCCUGGGUACUGGAGGGGGGCACAGCACCCAGCUGUUACUGGUGCUCCCACCCAGAUCACUGCAGCCUGUGCACCUCUGCCCUGCAAUGCUUUGUUUCACUGACAGGGAUAUGAUGUGGUCUGUUCCCGAGCUCAGGAAAACCGUCACACCUUGCUGUCAGCCUGGCUCACCACCUCCCACACAGCGUCUGCUCUGUGCACACUUGCCCAUAGUGCACACUCCCUACACACUCACCACUCCCACACACGUGCACACCACGUACAUGCUCCCUGGCAUGUCCAUGCUCUAUGCACACUGACAUGUGUACAAUCUAUGCACACCCACUGUUGACACAAGUGCACCGCCGUGUUCUCUUUGCGCGCACAGUCUGCAGUCUGGCAUCCCUGACAUACCUAACGAUGGAGGUUCUGGGAGCUGGAGAGGGGAGCGGUGGUGGGUGGAGAGGGAGGUUCGUGUUCUGCUUUCUCUUCUGCUUCCAGUGAAUUGACCUCCUCCUUCCCUAGGGCAGUGCUGGAACCCGCAGCCCCCCCCCCACCCCUCCCCAUCUGCUCACAGGGUUGGACGGGAGGGGUUGGGCAGCUGACUCCCUCAGUGACUGGGUCAGACUGCGGCCUCCCACUCUCUGCACUCUCUGUGUGGCCUGUAGGAUCUCUCCAGAAAUGGGGCGAGGAUUCAUCUGUGAAUAUUUAUAAAUAAAUGAUCUGAAAACCCA
This is a messenger RNA of Pristis pectinata (smalltooth sawfish), 6944 nucleotides long. It is a transcript of the gene wdr81, whose product is annotated as WD repeat domain 81. NCBI's taxonomy places the organism in Eukaryota, Metazoa, Chordata, Chondrichthyes, Rhinopristiformes, Pristidae. Bases 125 to 5488 code for a protein of 1787 amino acids. The transcript is spliced from 11 exons. The record is from RefSeq and is a predicted model, not a curated record. Gene Ontology annotation, molecular function: protein binding; phosphatidylinositol 3-kinase regulator activity. Gene Ontology annotation, cellular component: mitochondrion. Gene Ontology annotation, biological process: aggrephagy.